AUGCCCGCGCCGCGCGGUGCUGCCAUGGCGGCGGAGGAGGAGGAGGCCCCGGUGCCGCCCCAGAAGCGCUUCUACCGCCAGCGCGCGCACUCAAACCCGCUGGCCGAUCACACCCUGCGCUACCCUGCCCGCCCUCAGGACAUGGACUGGGCCUCGCUCUUCCCGACUUUCUUUCCUCCCGACGCCCCUGGGACCCCCCCGGCCCGCGUGGAGUUCGCAGACGUGGGGUGCGGCUACGGGGGGCUGCUGGUGGCGCUGGCGGAGCGCUUCCCGCAGACGCUGUCGCUGGGGCUGGAGCUGCGGGGGAAAGUGGCCGCGUUCACCCGCGCACGGAUCCGGGCGCUGCGGGCGGCUCAGCCCGGCCGCUUCGGCAACGUGGCCUGCGUGAGGGGCAACGCCAUGAAACACCUGCCCCACUUCUUCCGCCGCGCACAACUCUCCAAGCUGUUUUUCCUGUUCCCUGACCCCCAUUUCAAGCGCACGAAGCACAAGUGGAGAAUCAUCAGCCCCGCCAUGCUGGCCGAGUACGGCUACGUGCUGCGCCCCGGGGGCCUGGUGUACACGGUGACAGACGUGCCCGAGCUGCACCAGUGGAUGGUGCAGCAUUUUGGGGAGCACCCCCUGUUUGAGCCCCUGCCCCCUGCCCAGCUGGCCGCGGACCCGCUGGUGCCGCUGCUGCCGACGGUGACGGAGGAAGGACGGAAGGCCGAGCGUGCGGGGCGUCCCCCCUGCUCGGCCGUGUUCCGCCGCCGCCCCGACCCGGCCCGGGGGGACCCUGACCCCGCCCCGGGGGGACCCCGACCCCGCCCCGGGGGGACCCCGACCCGACCCCGGGGGGACCCUGACCCGCGGGGAGGGGCCGGACCCCUCCCUCACACGGCCCCGGCUUGGAAUAAAGUCUCAAAUCCCCCCCGCUGCCUCCCCGCCGCCCCGCGCCCCGGAGCCCCGGCGCCCCCCGGAGCCCUCCCGCCCCGGGGCCUGGCCGAGAUGCCGGGGCCAAGCUCCCCCGCCUUCAUCUUCGAGCUGCUGUGCCGAGGAGGGGUGCGCAGGCUGCAUGAGAUGCAGGUCCACGGCCGGGCCCGGUUCGGGCCGCUCUGGAAGGCCCGCUUCGGCCCGGUGCUCACGGUGCACGUCGCCGACCCCGCGCUCGUGGCUCAGGUGCUGCGGCAGGAGGGGCCCGAGCCCAGCCGGGCCCUGAGCUGCCCCUGGAAGGAGCACCGGAGCCUCCGGGGGGUGUCGGGGGGGCUCCUCACCCUGGAGGGCGAGGGCGUGGCGGGGCCCUCGGCGGCUGCUGGCCCGGGGGCUGCUGCGCCCGGGGCGGCCGAGGCCUUCGCGGGCCCGGUGGCCGCGGCGGUGGCCGAGCUGGUGGCGCGGCUGCGGCGGCGGCUGCGGCGGCAGCACCCCGCGGGGAAUCGCGUCCCCGACAUCGGCGCCGAGUUCAACCGCUUUCCCUGCCAACAUCGAGGUGUCCCCAUGGCCUCAGUGUCCCCGUACCCCACAUGUCCCCGUGCCCCACCGCGCCUCUCCUGGGUGCUCUUCUCCUCCCGCCUGGGCUGCCUGGGGGACGCCGGCGAAGCCACCGCGGCCACCGAGUGCGUGAUCCGGUGCGUGGGGGCGGUGCUGGCGCUGACGCUGGUGACAAUGGCGCUGCCCCGUCCCCUCCUGCGCCUCGUGCCCGCGCCCUUGGACGCCUUCUGCCGCGCCUGGGACCAGCUCUUCGCCUUCAGCAAGGGACACGUGGACCGGCGCGUGGCCGAGGUGGCCUCGCGGGGGCCUCCGGCCGAGGGGGCCGCGUUCGUCACCGACCUGCUGGCCCGGGAGCGCGUCCCCGUCGGCAGCAUCUACGGGAACGUCACCGAGCUGUUGCUGGCCGGGGUGGACACGGUGAGUGGCCGCACGCUGGCCUGGAGCCUGUACGAGCUGGCACGGAACCCGGCGGCGCAGGCGGCCUGCACCGCGAGCUGGCGGCCGCCGCCGACGGCCGUGACGGUGCCACCGACGGCGGUGCCACCGCUGCCACCGCGCUUGGCGCUGGCGCCGCCGCGCUGCUUGCGUGCCGUGGUGAAGGAGACGCUCAGGCUGUACCCCGUCAUCCCGGCCAACGCCCGCGUUGUCUCCGACUGCGACAUCCGUGUCGGCGACUACUUGGUGCCGCGCCAGACCCUCAUCACCCUGUGCCAUUACGCCACGUCCCGCGACAGCCGCUUCUUCCCGGCGCCCGACGCCUUCCGCCCGGAGCGCUGGCUGCGCCACAGGGACACCGGUGACACCCCUGGGGACGCCCCUGGGGACACCCCUGGGGACACCCCUGGGGACACCCCUGGCUCCAGGCACCCCUUUGCCUCUCUGCCCUUCGGCCUCGGCCCUCGCAGCUGCGUCGGGCGCCGCUUGGCCGAGCUGCAGCUGCACAUGGCGCUGGCGCAGAUCCUGCUGAGUUUCGAGGUGCGGCCGGAGAGCCCGGGGGGGGCCGUGCGCCCCAUGACCCGCACCCUGCUGGCCCCCGCCGCCCCCAUCGGCCUGCGCUUCCUCGAGCGGUGA
Hirundo rustica (Barn swallow) is the source of this 2538-nucleotide messenger RNA. RefSeq names its product 25-hydroxyvitamin D-1 alpha hydroxylase, mitochondrial-like. The record is from RefSeq and is a predicted model, not a curated record. Gene Ontology annotation, cellular component: mitochondrial inner membrane. Gene Ontology annotation, molecular function: iron ion binding; tRNA (guanine(46)-N7)-methyltransferase activity; heme binding. Gene Ontology annotation, biological process: glucocorticoid biosynthetic process; cholesterol metabolic process; cortisol metabolic process. Lineage: Eukaryota; Metazoa; Chordata; Aves; Passeriformes; Hirundinidae.